This is a messenger RNA of Symbiodinium necroappetens, 2214 nucleotides long. The record is from the annotation of a GenBank genome assembly. Lineage: Eukaryota; Dinophyceae; Suessiales; Symbiodiniaceae.
AUGUCGACCGGGCUGGGCCUCGAUGAGUAUGAGGUCAGCCGGAAGCCAGGCCUGUCCCUGGAGGACGCGAUCGCGGAGCUGAUGCGUUUCCAGGGAUGGCUGGCAUGGAGAGGGAAGGAAGGAAGCCGUCCCGCCCGUCGGAAGGGGGAUACGGCGGGAACAUCGGGAAAGUUUGAAGCAGAGCUUUGGUGGAGCACCAUGGAAAAGAUUUAUGGAGAAGAUUGGCGAGCUGAGCUGGAUGCGAAGGAGCUUGCCGAACUGGCCGCCUUUUCGGAUGAUGGAGAAGAAGAUGAAGAUGAGGAAGAAUUGAUGCCAGAGGCUCCAAUGCCAGGAGACGUGGUUGCUCGGCUGAAGGCAAGGCUUGAGACGCCCUUUGUUCCUCAACUUGAGGACUUGGAAAGCUACUCUAGCCGGGUGCAGCGAAUCGGGGAAGCUUUGAGUCAGCUGAACGCUCCGGUCCCUGAAGGGGAGAUGGAGAAGAUGCUGUUUAGAGCGGAGCUCGAAGGAGCCUCGGACCCUCUGAGGAGGCUGUCUGUGUUGAUACAGAUGAUCCAAGAGAAAGGAGGAAAGCCGAGAGCGGACAAGCUGUUUUCGAGUGAGGCUACGGUGUCGAGUGCUCCGAGCAAGCCUGCCGGCCCUGUCUCUUUGGAGUUGCGCGGCGGCGGUGCUUCCGGUUCGGGGGACCCGCUGGCCGACGUGCUUACGAAGCAGACGGAACUGUUGAAGCUGGCGCUUGAGAAGAAGCCGCCAAAACGUUCGACAAUCCAAGUGACGCCAAAGGCGACGAUCGCCCUGGCCAACGAUGGCGAAGGAAUGUCGGACAUGGAAACCUUGGUUACCUUGAAAGCCUGCCUGAGGCAGCACAGGCUGAAGUCUUACGAGCUGAUCUACAAAAGGCACCUGAAUGAUGGCCUCCUGAAGAGGGACCCUGGAGCAGUGUACUCUGCGGUGAAGCAGAGGCAUCUGCUGUUCGCCGAAACGAGGGAGGAGAAGGAGCUCCGGGUCCUGGAUGAUUGGGAGAGGCUUCACAAAGGGCGCUUGUCCGCGCACCAGUGGGAGGUGUUGUGGGAGGAGAAGAUCGGGGACCAGUUGUCACGAGAGGUUCGCAAGGACAAGCGUUACCGAGAAGGUGCGACUGGAGCGCGGGAGUUCCGAGGCGUGGCAACGUGGGAGGAAGCGCAUGAAGUAGUGAAAGAGUAUGAGGCUAUGAAUGCUGGGCAGAGAGCUCUCCAGAACUCCUCUCUGUCGGUGGGAGGUCCUCAGGAUGCGAAUUCGCCCGGGGACUCCACUGACAAGAAAAAGAAGAAUAAGAAAAAGGGAGAAGGAGAAGCUGACAGCAGCAUGCCUCUGGAUGCUAACGCAAUGAAGAAGAAAGUUUGCUGCUUGAUGCGCGACCACGGGAGUUGCAAGCACGGAGACAGGUGCGAGUACAGCCACGAAAAGAGUCUUGUAGAAGCUGAGAGGAAGAAGAAGAAGGAAGCAGACAAGGCUAAAGGGAAUGACAGCGCUGCCGCGAGUUCUUCCAAAGGUAAGGGAAAGAAGGACAAGGACAAAGACAAGGACAAGAAGGGCGGCAAGGGAAAGGGUGACCGGAAAGAGGCCUGCAAGCUUUGGCUGACAGUUCGAGGGUGUGACAAAGGGGAUGCCUGCCCGCACAAGCACGACAAGGAGGCCAAACAGAGGUUCCUGGCGGAAAUUGCUAAGGCAAGGGGUACAGGUGUCCAUGGAGUGCAGCUUGCUACGACCGACGGGCCUACAGGGGUGGGUGCCUCGGCCAUGGCGUGCGAGAACCCGUUUGUCUGUUUCGAGUCUGUGCCGUUGGAGGGCGGGCAGCAGAGGAGCGUUCCAGCCCCUGCGGCCGCUGACUCCAUCGCGCGUGCUCAGCCUUCGCCCGCUCCGAAGGAGAAGAACAAGAAGACAGAGAAAGCGAAGGCAGGGAGCGACGUUGCGAAGGAGGACUUCAACAACAUAGAUGACUUGCCGAAGAGUUGGUUGGUUGACACGCCUAACUCUCGGGGAGGCUAUCAGUACAAGACGGAGGUUGAAAUCUUCGGAAGGAAAGUAGCCUGCGUGCUGGACACCUGCGCAGGGUGUAACUCGGUGACUGAGGAAAUGGUCGUUGGAAUGAUCAGACUCGCCUUGAAAGCUGGGGUCCCGAGCAGCACGGAGUUCCCCGUGGCGGCUCUGGAGCGAUGGGAGGUCCCAGAGGUGUGA